Papaver somniferum (opium poppy) is the source of this 3294-nucleotide messenger RNA. RefSeq names its product BEL1-like homeodomain protein 2. Bases 560 to 3139 code for a protein of 859 amino acids. NCBI's taxonomy places the organism in Eukaryota, Viridiplantae, Streptophyta, Magnoliopsida, Ranunculales, Papaveraceae. The transcript has 5 exons. Gene Ontology annotation, molecular function: DNA-binding transcription factor activity, RNA polymerase II-specific; RNA polymerase II cis-regulatory region sequence-specific DNA binding. Gene Ontology annotation, biological process: regulation of transcription by RNA polymerase II. The record is from RefSeq and is a predicted model, not a curated record.
UGUGGGGAUGGAAAUGAAAUGACAUUUUGUUUUGUUUUGUUUUUCCCUCCAUCAUAAUUUCAUUUCCUUCCCUUCUCUUCUCUCUCUUGUUAUCGUUUUCUCAGACUCGGAGAAAGAGAUAGAGAGAAAGAAGAACAAUCAGUCGCCGAAUUCUCCAUUUCUUAUUUUUAUUUCUUUUCUUUUCUCUCCCUUUCAAAGAAAGACAGGCUAUAUCGUAGAGAAAAGGAAGAAGUGCAAGACAGAAACAAGUUAUUAGAGAGAAAGAAAGGGAAGAAGUAAUAAAAGAACCUUUUGAAUCCCUCUCUCUCCUGAUUGCAGAUGGAAAACGAUGGAUGAUCAGUAAGAGUUUUCGCUUACUACUCUUUCAAACUCUUCUGUUGCGCUACUUGUAGCUAUAGGUUAGACUGGCUAGUUCAUGAUCUACAACUGCUGCUUGCAGAUGAACAACAUACAGCGAGAGUGGAGAUGAUGAGGAAAAAGUGACACGAGAGUUACAUAAGAUAGCAAGCGUAUCAUCAAAAAAUAGCUAAGAGUAUUACAGCCAGAAAAUAAUUAAUCUAUGUCCCAAGGCUUUCAUCAAGCUGGGAUUCUCAAUACUUCACCUUCGUCAUCAUCCUCAUCGAAUAAUAAUGGGUUUCUGACACCAUCGACAACUGCCUUAUUACAAGAAGAUAGGAUCAAUAAUCAUGGUGGUCAUCAUCAGCAACAUAUAGCUCAGCAGAACCGAAGGGAUAAACUUAGGGGACAAGGUUUUGAACCACCAGCAGUACCAUUAGUUUCCAUAGAAGAAGAGCCGGGCGGCUUGUCAUCCGUGUUCGAGACAGGUACCGGUAUGUGGUCAGAGUUAUACAAUUUCCCACCAGGAGGUGGUAGUAGUGGUGGAGGUGAAGUUACAACGUCACAGAUUCCGCCGGAAUAUCAUCAUCGUUUAGUAUUGCAACCGACACCACCACAACCACCGUCUGAAGGGACCACUACAACCAUAACCAAUGAGUGGUAUAGAAACAGAAAUGGAUUAAUGGUUGGUGGGUCGGGUCAUCAUCAAUUAGAAGAUCCAAUUCUGAAACACAACCAUGGUGUUGAUGAGGGUGCUGCUGGUCAGAUAUCUGAUCAACAGUCUCAUCAUCAGAUAUCAAGUAUAAAUGCGGAGUCUGCAGCAGCCAUGCAGCUUUUCCUUAUGAAACCACAACAACCAAGAUCACCUUCUUCUCCUCCAUCUUCAUCCCAUACUCAGCAUCAAACUCUUAAUCUUCAAGGGUUUCAUUCAUCAUCAUCCGGUGGUUCAGGAUAUGGUAUUGCAAACAAUAAUCCCACAAUUGCGACACCGUCUCAGUACAUGACAUGGGGUAAUGUGGUAGAUAAUACCGGUGUAACUUUAUUCAACGGCAGUGGUCCUAAAAUCGGAGUGGGUUCUAAUAAUAUGGAAACCAACCAAGCUCUUUCUUUGUCACUAUCCUCUUCACUAAGACAAUUUGAAGUCGCCGCAAAAGCCGAAGAAUUACGGAUGAUGGGAGACGAUGGGGUUCUCUAUUUUGAUCAAGGUAUUGGUGUCGGUGGGGGAAUUGGUUCUUCUUCUAAUUCAAAAGCAGCUUCAUAUCAUCAACAACAACAAGUAAAGAAUUUUGGGAGUCAAACACAACAGUUGCAUUUGCAAGGAACUGUAGUGAGUCAAAACCAGCAGCAACAAUAUCAUGAUCAUGUUGGUAACAUGAGGUCAUCAUCAAGUUUGGGUGUAGUGAGUCUUUUGAGGAGUUCAAAAUAUGUCAAGGCAACGCAAGAAUUGCUCGAAGAAUUUUGUAGUGUUGGGAGAGUAGGACAGUCUUUCAAGAGUAGUAAAAGGUCUGGAAAUCAUAAGAGUGUCGCAAACCCUACUUCUACUGAUCCUAAUCAACAAGGUAGUAGUGGUACUAUUGGAGCUGACCAUGGUGGGUCUUCAUCUUCUUCCAAAGAUAUUCUUCAUCCAUUAUCUGCUACAGAUAGGAUUGAACAUCAGAGAAGAAAGUCUAAGCUAAUAUCUAUGCUUGAUGAGGUGGAACGAAGAUAUAGUCAUUACUGUGAGCAAAUGCGAACAAUAGUGCAUUCAUUCGAUUCAGUAAUGGGUUUCGGAGCGGCAAAUCCAUAUACAACUUUAGCUCAAAAGGCAAUGUCGCGACAUUUUCGUUGUUUGAAAGAUGCAAUAACAUCAGAAUUGAAACAAAGUUGUGAACUUCUUGGUGAGAAAGAAAGCGGUGCUGGAGCUAAUACCACUUCAUCAGGAGUCACAAAAGGUGAAACCCCAAGAUUAAAAUUACUAGAACAAAGUUUGAGGCAACAAAGGGCCUUUAAUCAAAUGGCUGGAAUGUUAGACCAAGAAGCAUGGAGACCUCAAAGAGGUUUACCCGAACGUUCUGUCAACAUUUUACGAGCUUGGCUUUUCGAGCAUUUUCUUCAUCCGUACCCUAGUGAUGCAGAUAAACAUUUGUUGUCUAGACAGACUGGUUUAUCAAGAAAUCAGGUAUCGAACUGGUUUAUUAAUGCCAGGGUUAGAUUGUGGAAACCAAUGGUGGAAGAGAUGUACCAACAGGAAGCCAGAGAAGAAGAAGAAGAUGCAGCAACAACAGAAGAGAGAGACAACAACUGCUCUGCUGCACAAACACCAAUGCCUUCAUCCACAGCAUCUCCAACAACUACAACAACAACAGCAGCAGCAGGGAAAAGAUCUGAAAUUUAUACAACCGAAAAAGACCCAUCAUUCCAUAGAACAGCAACAGCAUCAAUAAUCAAUAGGCAAAGUUAUUCAGAAAACCAAGCACAAAAUUUAGCUGUACCCAUACCAGUCUCUUCUUCUUCUGUAAUGCCCACCACAGCCAUUGCCACGCCACUUGAUGAUGUGUCGCCACAGCCUCCUCCGUUAUCGUAUUAUUCGGCAACCCAUGGUUCCGACAUAAAUCCGUCGGAUAUUGACAUGGAUGAUAUGUGUCAUCGUGCUGGCAUUGCCGCUGUCAAUUAUGGGACCACUGAUAAUAUGAGGUCCUCAUCAAUGGUUAGGUUUGGGACCACAAUGGGCGGCGAUGUGUCGCUAACUCUAGGUUUACGGCAUGCAGGGAAUAGCUUACCGGAGAAGAGUCGGUUUUCAGUGAGGGAUUUUGGCGGUUGUUGAGUUAUACUCUAUAAUAAUGUUUUGGUUACUAGGUACGUUCUUAAAAAGUGUAUAGAAUUCAUAUAUUGUUUCUUUUUGCAUCAUGUUCAUAGUAACUAUAAACUACGUGUUUUGUUUGUUUGCUUGAUCAAGCAAAGGUAAAACUACGUUAAAUA